GAUGAAUUCUCGAUCAAGGAUGUUUUCGGUCUUCGGUCUCGACGAACAUCAUCAUUACACGGCACAGUAACCACUUGGGCACGCCGGACGCAAGUAUACAAGACGUGGCACUAUGACAUCCCUUCAUCCAGUGCUAAAUUCGUCGCCGCUCCAUGAUAAUCUAUUCAAUGCGUAGCCCUCAUCAUACAUUUUCAAGCCGGGACGCGCGUCCUUAGAUAGCUUACGAACUCGAGAAGGGCUUGGCUAGGAGUUGAGUUCUUUCUUUAGAUGGCUAUCCAACAAACUAGAUAUGAGAGCCACUAUCAUGCGAUAACCUGUACACAGAUCACUUUCACUCAGUACACAUCAACUCGGAACUUCCAAUGGCUGCAGUACUCAACAAGACCCUCCCUCCCACCACCCUCGCCGACUGGGAGCGAUCCGACAAAUACCAUAACUCCCACCUGUUGCAGAACGACGAGACUCUCGAAGCUGCUCUCCAGAAUAGCGAGGCAAACGGGUUGCCAGUCAUUUCUGUCAGCCCUGCUCAAGGAAAAUUCUUGUACCUGUUGGCCAAGUCCAUUGGCGCAAAGAGGAUCUUGGAAGUUUGUUCUGCCAGAUAUUCCGCUAUCCACUUUGCGAGAGCGCUUCCAGACGACGGAAAGGUUACGACUUUAGAGUUGGAAGAGCGAUUAUGCCAAGGAAUAUUAAAAAAAGCAGGAGUGGCCUCCAAGAUUCAAAUCAUUGUCGGCCCCGCCCUUGACUCACUUCAAAAAAUGCCCUCGGAACCGAAUGGGGGCGUCGCGAAUCCUGCUGAUAAUAGUGAGAUUCCUACUGGCGCGACGAUGAGGUCGGAGGCAACUACCAUUAGUACUGUUGGUGAAAAAGGAUACGACGGUUUUUUGUAUGCUAUCAGGAAGUAGAGUUUGGUAUUACCGAAAGUUAAAAGUAGCAAGUCGCAUGCCCAGGAUGCGGCUUGACCAUCGGAACA
Desarmillaria tabescens is the source of this 970-nucleotide messenger RNA. RefSeq names its product O-methyltransferase-domain-containing protein. Bases 363 to 902 code for a protein of 179 amino acids. Gene Ontology annotation, molecular function: S-adenosylmethionine-dependent methyltransferase activity; O-methyltransferase activity. NCBI's taxonomy places the organism in Eukaryota, Fungi, Basidiomycota, Agaricomycetes, Agaricales, Physalacriaceae. The transcript is spliced from 5 exons. The record is from RefSeq and is a predicted model, not a curated record.